Molecule: messenger RNA, 2320 nt
Organism: Sardina pilchardus (European sardine)
Lineage: Eukaryota; Metazoa; Chordata; Actinopteri; Clupeiformes; Clupeidae
Product: adhesion G protein-coupled receptor E1-like
Exons: 15
Coding region: 16-2202 (728 amino acids)
Biological process (GO): cell surface receptor signaling pathway; adenylate cyclase-activating G protein-coupled receptor signaling pathway
Cellular component (GO): plasma membrane
Molecular function (GO): G protein-coupled receptor activity
Source: RefSeq, a predicted model, not a curated record
CCAUUAUAUACCAAUAUGUCUGAUCCGUGGCGUAACAUUGGCUUCAAAUCAACAACCUUUCCUGGAUGGCCAAAGAAAGACACCCACUUAGGAUCUGGGUGGUAUCGCUUCAUCGGUAUUGGAGGAGAUGUUCUGUAUGACAACUGUACCAGCACUGUUGUUGGUGGAGGCACAUCACAUCCCAUUUUAUCAUGUGGUGAAGACAGUACAUAUUAUUGGGGGAUCCAAUACAGUGAUAUAACAGUCUGUUACCAGUCCUCAGGAGGGUGCUCAAGCACUAGACAAAUCAGCAGAAUCCAUUGUCCUGAUGGAUUCUACUUGUAUCGGCAUGACCAUUAUGACAAAUCAUACAGUUAUGUCACUCGACACCAGACGUGUGGAGCAUCCUCCUGUGGUCCUAAUGCCCUGUGUGUUGAUGACGGACGCUGUGAGUGCAAACCUGGAUAUGAGAUACCUGACGGCCACUUACCCACUGGAGACUCUUAUCAAUGUGAAGAUAUUAAAACGUGUAACCCAUCAACUCAGGUAUGUCCUGACUCAUCCACAUGCGUCAACAUUGAAGAGGGAAUUUCCUGUCAAUGCCAAAACGGUACCAUACCCAGUAUCACUGCAGGCUCAUUGGUUUGCAAAGAUCUUCUCAGCAAUGAGGGAACGUCGCCUGAGACUCAAUUUAAGAAUCUGAACAGUGCCAUCAAAAAUUUGACGGAUGAUGUUGUUUUAGCGCCAUACGUUGUGUCGUCCUUACUGGGGAGUUUAGAAGAUGCCCUCACUAAGGUGCCACAGAAUACCAAUGUAGAGAAGCUGGUGUUCUUGGGUGAUGCCAUGCUGCAGUCCACUGAAAAGCUGGUGGGGGCCCUGGUGGAGCCGACAACCACAAAUGCCAGCAAAGCACUGACUACCAAAACCAUGGAAGUACAAACGUUCGCCAUCGGAAAGGAUUAUAAGAGCAAUAUGAGCACCAAUGUUGAAAAUGAAAAUAACUCUUUGGAUAUAGACCUCACUGAUAUUGCAAGGAACAACAAUGGAUCAGCCGCUGUGGCCCUCACAAACUUCAAGAAAUUGGGUUCAGUUCUGACAGCAGACCUCUUCUACACUGUCAAUGACACAAAGAAGACCAUGAUGUCUGCAGUUCUGAGUGCCUCCCUACCAAAAACCCAAAACAAAGUCCUGCCAAGUCCAGCCAACAUCACAGUUAAACACAUCCAGAGUCUGGACCCUCGGGGAGAGCUCUCCUGUGUGUACUGGAAUGGCAGCGCCUGGGUGGUAGACGGCUGUGAUGUCACCCAGACCAACACCACCCACACCGUCUGCACCUGUGUCCAUUUCUCUACCUUCGCUCUGAUCAUGCAGGUGGAGCGACCUCCAGAGGUUUCGGAGCAUUCUCCAGAGACAAACCAGAAGAUGGAGUUGCUGAAUAGGAUCGCCGUCUCUGUUGGGUUGGGGUUCCUGUUCCUGGCUGUGAUGACCUUUGCCCUCUGUCGACGUAAACCCCUAGUGAACAGCGCGACUCGUCUGAACCUCUGCAUCAGUCUGUUUCUUGCUCACCUCCUCUUCCUGCUCGUCCAGGAGUUCAUCCACCUCAUCCAUCCUCACAAGGUUGUGUGUACGGUGCUCUCAGGAGUUCUUCACUACCUCUUCCUGAGCUGUUUCGUGUGGAUGCUCCUGGAGAGCAUCUGGCUUUUCCACGCUGUCCUCAGACUCAAAGACAUCAGAUCCCCACGGGGGAUUGGACCUCACUGGGGAUACCAGUGCCUGGCUGGUUAUGGAGGUCCCCUGGCUGUCGUUGCUGUUUCAGCUGGAAUUAUGCCUGAUGGCUAUGGGAGUGACAGGUGCUGGUUGAAUUACGACAAAGGAUUCACCUGGAGUUUUCUUGGUCCCGUGUGCUGCAUUCUUGGAACAAACGCCGUCCUCUUCCUUAUCAUCAUCAUCCUCCUUCGCACUGCCCUGUCCCAGAUGCAGCACGGCCCAGCACACGAUAAACGAAUCAAGAUGUUGGUGUUCAAAACGCUGGUCCAGUCUGUUAUCAUUGGGUUGCCUUGGAUACUGGGAUUCUUCACUAGAAGCAGUCAGGCACUGGAUGUUCUCUUCCUUGUGCUCAACAGCCAACAGGGAACCUUCAUCUUCCUGCUACACUGUGUUCUCAAUGAGGAGGUGCGACAGCAGUUCUGCAUUUGCUGCAGGAGAAUGGAGAAUAAAGAAUGAGUAUGGCACAGCAUAACGUUACAAAUGUCCAUCCAAAGUAUCUCCUCCAUGUACGUAGUUAGUGCACUUCCACUGUAGCUUCCAACAAUUUGACCAUUCCUCCUCCUUUUACAUUACA